AGGUUUCCCCCUCCCCUUUUUCUCGUUGCUGGUGUUUGAGGCGAGACCUCUCCGUGGGGUUCGUUCUCCUUCCAGCAGUACUACGGUAAAUAAGGGCAAGGAACUCGAGCUAUGUCUGCUAACAGGAACCUGAAGCAAGUGAAGAUCGAGAACAGUUCCCCGGCGGCCGCUCCGCCGAUGAGCAUGGUGGGCGGCGGCACCAUGAAAGGGCUGAGGGGUUUGGAGCAGCCGACAGAGAACGAAGCGCUGGCGGCGGCCAUGGUGAUGGUGAAGGAAGAGGAGGAGCAGAGUGGCGGCGGCUUCACCGUUGACAUAAAGAGUUUCCUCAAGCCCGGCGAGAAGAGCUACACGCAGCGGUGCCGUCUCUUCGUAGGAAACCUGCCCACCGAUAUCACCGAGGAGGAUUUCAAGCGCCUUUUCGAGCGCUAUGGGGAGCCCAGUGAGGUCUUUAUUAACCGUGACCGCGGCUUUGGCUUCAUUCGUUUGGAAUCUAGGACUCUGGCUGAAAUAGCAAAGGCAGAACUUGAUGGAACUAUUUUGAAGAGCAGACCUCUACGAAUUCGAUUUGCUACUCAUGGAGCUGCUUUGACUGUAAAGAAUCUUUCACCUGUUGUUUCUAAUGAACUUCUGGAGCAAGCUUUCUCUCAAUUUGGUCCUGUGGAAAGAGCUGUUGUUGUUGUUGAUGAUCGUGGCAGAGCAACAGGGAAAGGCUUUGUAGAAUUUGCUGCAAAACCUCCUGCACGUAAAGCUCUGGAACGAUGCAGUGACGGUGCAUUCUUGCUGACAACAACCCCUCGACCUGUUAUUGUAGAACCUAUGGAACAAUUUGAUAAUGAAGAUGGGUUGCCUGAGAAAUUAAUGCAAAAAACACAACAGUAUCAUAAGGAAAGAGAACAGCCACCACGUUUUGCCCAACCUGGAACAUUUGAAUUUGAAUAUGCUUCACGUUGGAAGGCUCUUGAUGAAAUGGAAAAGCAACAGCGUGAACAAGUUGAUAGAAACAUUAGAGAAGCUAAGGAGAAACUGGAAGCAGAAAUGGAAGCAGCUCGACAUGAACAUCAGUUGAUGCUGAUGAGACAAGAUCUUAUGAGACGUCAAGAAGAACUGAGACGUUUGGAAGAGCUAAGAAAUCAGGAGCUACAGAAAAGAAAGCAAAUACAAUUGAGACAUGAAGAAGAACAUAGGCGUCGUGAAGAAGAGAUGCUGCGCCAGAGAGAACAGGAUGAAUUGAGGAGACAACAGGAAGGAUUUAAGCCAAAUUUCAUGGAUAAUAGAGAACAGGAAAUGAGAAUGGGUGAUAUGGGUCCUCGUGGAGCAUUAAACAUGGGAGAUGCCUUUAGCCCAGCACCUGCUGGAAACCAAGGUCCUCCUCCUCCACCUCCAAUGAUGGGUAUGAAUAUGAACAACAGAGGAACAAUGCCUGGCCCUGCAAUGGGUCCUGGUCCUUCCUUGGGGCCAGAAGGAGCUGCAAACAUUGGAACCCCAAUGAUGCCAGAUAAUGGAGCUGUGCAUUCUGAGAGAUUCCCUCAAGGAGGCCCACCGCAAAUGGGUUCACCUAUGGUUAGUAGGACAGGCUCUGAAACUCCUCAACCGGCUAUGGGUGGUGUAGGUGCCGUCAGUAGCGGACCCGGUGGCUUUGGUAGAGGAAAUCCAGGGGGAAGCUUUGAAGGACCUAACAAGCGUCGCAGAUACUGAAACUUUUCAUACUGUUGAGAAAAUUGAAUUACUAUCUGGUGUUAUGCCUUUCUAAUUUUAACUGUUACCUUAAGACGGUUUUGUUGUUAAUGUAGUCAUUAAACUUUUUUGUUUUGUUUUGGGGGGUAACCCUUAGAUAUUUUUUUAAUUCAGUCAUAGGCUUUAGCAUAGAGCAGAAAUACUGUGCUUCAUUUUGUACGUCAGAUGUUUGUGACCUCAGCAGACUAUGUGACCAUGCUGUGAAAUCUGUGAGUUACAUGCUUACAAUAAAAUAGAAAACAAAUAACUUUAAAUGAUUUUGAAACUUCAUUAUGAAUACUGUCCUUAACUUUAAUUGUAAGCAUACAUUUUAGUUUUUCAGUUUAAUGCCUUUUUUUGAAAAGAAAAUGCUUUAUCCAAUGUAACUGUAUACAAAUUAAAAAGGAGCUUGCAAUAUACACUAGAACAACUGUUGAGACUAUAGCAGCUUUAGAACAACUGAGACUUUAAAUAAGCCAUUAUAGAUCUGUUAAUAAAAUAAAUGUUUCCAACAUGUAAAAAACUAUUUUGAACUGGGAUUGUCAUCACAAUGUACCCUUUGUUCAACUUCCAAAUAAACUUUUUGAGUCUUGAAAAACCUCCCAAGUAUUAAAUAUUCACCUGCAGUUUUAUAGUCCUAGAUUGUGAUUGGUAAUCUGUUUUAAAGUAAUGGAAAUGCAGGUCAUGCACAUUUAUAAAAAUUAACUUGUGUUUGUUUUAAAAAUAGCUUGUACUAGAAUGAAAGAAGUUAUACUAGACUGUGUAGACUUGGUGUUGCCUUCAUAGAAUGUAAGUUCAGCUGUAUUCUCACAACUUCAGCAUUCUUGAAAAGUUUAUUUUUUCAAUUCUAUUAUGACUGUAGAAAUAUCGAUCCUAUAACAUGAAAAAAUAUUCAUAUUUAAGUAACUGGUUAGUGAUCAUAAUGUUUAGCUCUUACAUCAGGCAAAGUGUUUACAGUUGUGCUUCAUUUAAAUACAUACAGUAUUUUCAGUGAGAAAAUAGCACAAACUUUCUCUAGCUUUUCACAGGGAUGGAGUAUAGCCAAUGAAAUGUAUAACCACUUAUCUAAAAAGCAUAAUUUGGCCAUGUUAUGUAUGGAGGGAUGAAAAGAUACUGGCACAUUUUGUGGUGAUACCAUGUGAGGUUUAUUGUUAGAUUAAUAGUUGCCAAUGAAAUGCUAUCAUAUUGGCAAAAUAGAGUGUAUCUAGAGUUAUAUGUAAAGAAUUGCUGUUAAUAAGCACUGCACAUUGCGUGAGCAGAUUAAGGGUUGGAACAUUUGUGGUAAAGUAUGUUACCAGUUGUUCAUGAUCUCUGUGCCUGUGUGGAGCCUGUUGCCAGGAAGAUUCUACAGCUAAGUGUCAUUUUGGGUGGGAGCUCCUUCCUUUCUUGCUCCCUGCAUCAGUGGGAGGGACUUUCACCCAUUCCCCAAAUCCUUUUUCAACUGCCUCCAUGCCUAGAUAAUGAAGUGCUUCUCUCCUCAACUUGAGUAUUUUUUCAACAUUUAUUACUUGUUUCUCUUUACCACUUUCUACUCUUUAGCUCCCUAUUCAGCUACCAUCCCUCCGUGAACUAAAUAGACAAGAAUGUUCACUUUUUAAGCAACUAGAAGAGAGAGUUGGUUUUCCUGUAGUUCCAUGUAUAUUAUCAAGGUAAGACAGUGACUUGACAGUAGCAAUCAUGUUUCAUCCAGGUAAUGUGAUGUAACAUGAUUGCAGAAAUGCCUUGGUAGGGUAUUUGGAUGACUGGAUAUAUUUUUUCCCUCUUGAAUGCUGCCAAACUAAAUUACAAUGGAACUUGAUCCAAAUGCUCAUAUCUGUUCACUCUUCAUUAUUUGUUGUCUGGACAACAGGUUACUGAUGAGUUUUCCUAGGUUAUAUUUCAGAUUUCUGGUAUAGGCAAAGUAGAUGCAAUUUUUGAAAUACUUGUGUUUGACUUUUGCUAGUUUCCUUAUAUAAUUUUUAUCAUAAUAAAAUGACAACACACUCAAAAGGCUGCUGUGUAACAAUAUUUAAAGACCCUGUGCACAUAACUUUUCCUAUUAAACAGUUCUUGUUUUCUGUAAAAUAACAUGGCAAAUGUGGAAUGUAGCUGAACUUCUACUGUUACAUGCUGUCAAAUUAUCUCUCUUAAUGGUGACCCGAUGAAUGAGUAACCUCCAAAUUGCCCUGUCCUUGAAACCUUGAAAGCCAUACUCAGCUCUUGUAAGCUCUUACUCAGCUAUGGUAUCCUUCAUGGAAUUGGUACAUUUCAUAGUUGAUCUUCCUUUCUUCUUCUGACUUCAACUUUACCUGUUAUUUGUGUCUUCUCCUGUAGAUCAUGCCUUCUUAUAAAGAUCCUGAAGAACAACAGCUUCAAUUUCAUCAUUUUUGCAUCCAGGGAAAGUUCUGACUUGAUUUGAUCAAGCCACUUGUUUAUCUUGCUUUCAAUUUUGGGUAUUCACAAAAGCUUUUCUUCCAGCACCAUGUUUCAAAGGCAUCAGUUUUCUUCCUGUCAGCUUUCUUCACUGUCCAUCUUUUACAUCCAUACAUUGUGAGUUUGGAUGAUCUUGAUCUUGGUCUCUAGUUUAAAAAAAAACCCUUACACUUGAUGAUCUUUUCUUAUAAGUGGAGCACUUACAAGUCUGCCUUCUUAUUUUUUGGCUCCAGUUUCCUUUUGAAUUGAUGAUUGAGGCAAGUUAAUGCAAAAUCUUUUGACAAUUUCAAGUUUCUUCAUUUAUGAUAUUUAAGUUCUGUAAUUCUUCUAUAGUUAAGAUUUAUGUUUCAGCUGCAGUCCUGCUUCUGCACUUAUUUCACUUUCAUCAAGAGUCAUUUCAAUUCAGUGUUGCUUCCUGUCAGUGAUAUGGCAUCUGUAUAUCUUAAAUUAGUGAUGUUUCUUCUGCCUAUUUUCUUUUUUUUUUAAUUCUAAUCCAGCUUUCCUGUUUGUAUAUGGAUUGAAAAGAUGAGGAGAUAUAAGCAAUGGCAUCAAAAAGGGGGUAUUUUAAGACACAAUUAAAUCUCUCCAUAAUCUGUCCUAACAGCAGCAUCUUCCACAAUCAUAUCCACCAUCAUAUCCACAAUAUGAGCAUCAAGUCAAUCAAAUGCUGAGGUGCUCCCAUUUCUUUCAGGACCAUCCAUUGCUUCUCAUGAUCCACAUGAUCCACUGAAAUGGAUCUUCAGUCUAUAAAGAAAGCAAAGGUUAAUCUUCUGACAUUCUUUGGUAUGUUCCAGUAGCCACUGUAUAUUUGAGAUACGAUCUCAAGUGCCUUUUUUUUAGAAUUCAGCUUGAACAUAUAUUUUGCUUCAUAUAGAGUAAAACACUUUAAGCAUCACUUUGCUUGCAAGGAACAUUAGUGCAAUGGUCCUCUGGUUGCUGCACUCCUUAGCAUUUCCUUUCUUGGGCAUUGGAAUGUACAUUGAAUGUUUCCAGCCGAUGGACCAUUAUUAUCUUCAUCAGUUUCUGCAGCCUGGACUAGUACUGUUGGUACCCUACUAUGGGUACUUUAUUCCUCACAAGUGCUUUCAGAGCAGCUUUCACUUCACUUUUUGAUUUUACAAGUUCUUUCUCAGGAGUCCUCUUUGAAGGAGUCUGUCACGCUUUUAUCUGCUCUGUAUAGCCUUGUACAUUGAAACUAUCUUGCAUUUAUUUUCUUCUGGUCAGACAGUAUGUCCACUUGUUGGUCUUUCAGCAUUCCUAAUCUAAGUUUGAAUUUCUCUUUGAAUUCUUGGAUCUUUUUGAAGUGGUCUCUUUUUUUCUUCUUUUUUCUACUAUUUCUUUGCAGUGGCCAUUAUAAUAGUUCUUUUUGUGAUAGUCACUGGAAAGUUUUAUUCAAGAUUCUCACCGUGUUUCUGACACCCUUUACUUUUGUUACCUGCCUAGCCUUAGCAGUUGUGGCAAUUUCUUCCAUUAUCCAUCUAGUCUUGUCUUUUCUUUUUACUACAGGAAUUAUCUUUCGGCAUUCUUCUAAUAACCCCUCUGCUUUCAUUCCACAGUUGAAAACUGUACAGUGAAAUAGCCCAAAAUGAAACUAGAAAUAGUGCCAGAAGAUGAGACUUCCAGAUUGAAAGUCACUGAACCAGCUAUUAGGCAAGAGCAAGGGACUAGUAAGAAUAGUGUUGAUCUAGUGAUUGAUAGGCACAGAGUUGAAAGAGAAAUGAAGGAAUGGUGCACAAUACAUGUAAUUGGUGCAUGAUAUGAAGCAAGGCAAACGAGAAACCAUAAAGCAAAAGAUGGAAAGAAUGAGCAUCACAGUACUUGGUUUGAUUGAGCUAAAUAAGACUAGAAAGGGACAUUUUCACUCAGGAAAAUACAUUCUGUUUUAUUUUGUUUUAUUCUGAAACUGAAAAUCAGAAGAAAAGAAAAUAGAGUGUUUCUAAUACUGAGGCAAAAUGUAGCAAAGACUGUAAGGGGUUGUCAUGUGAUGUCAGACUGAAUAAUUUCAAUCGGGCUUCUUGGAAAACCUGUCAACGUAACCAUCAUGCAAAUCUGUGCUCCAACAACAGAUGCUGGAGAAGAAGAAUGUGAAGGUUUUUAUACAAAUGUACAGGAGGAAAUUGAUAAUGUAUGAAAAUAAGACAUACUGAUAAUUAUAGAUGACUGGAACACAAAAGUAAGAAAUCAAACAAAAUUGUUGUUAGAAAAUUUGGUCCAGGGAGCAGAAUUGAAGCAGGAGAACAGCUAAUAAAAUUCUGUGAAGCCAGUCAUCAGUAUAUUACUAAUACUUCCUGCAACCAAAAAAAUGUCUAUAUACAUGGUCACCAGAUGGCUGAAAUAGAAAUCAAAUAGAUUACAUAAUUGAAAGUAGGAGGUGGAGAAGCCAUAUUCUUGCAGCCAAGACCAGGAGCAGAUUGUGGUAGUCACCAUAAACAAUAUCAAAAAUUAGACUAAAACACAGAAGAGUGAAGUAGAGGAACCAGCACCUUUCCUAGCCCCAGUCUGACUGAGCAAUACACUGAACAUCUGGGGUCGUCUUCCAAAUGUCCAAGGGAAACUUGAAGGAUGGCAGCAAGGUAGAGGUCUUACUUUGUUGUGCCCCCCCCCCCAAUAUAUGAAAUGACCUCUGCACUGAUGCUGACCUGAGGCCGACCUUAUCUUUUUUUUUUUUUACAUUGAUAUAAGAUAAUCCUUUAUACCGAAGCUUUAAAAGAUAGACUUCCAUAUCCAUAUGUUUCAGAGAAUUACACAUCCCAGGUGGCUAUUUCUCAUUGUAUAUUUUUCAUCUGUUCUUAACUUUUCAUUUUAGAAGUAGGUAUUUUUGAUAAGAUGGCAUUUCAUUGCAUUACUUUUAUGUACUGUUGUAAGAGAGCUACAGCUGUUUGACAAUAUCAGAUGAAAUAAAUAAUAACAUUAACUGUGGACUGAAAGCAGAGAUAGUAUUAGGGAAGACUGUAAGAAGGUAACACAGAAGCAUAGUAGCCAUUUAAACUAAGGAUGAGUGGCUUUGCCCUUCUCUCAGUUUCUACUAAAUAUGCUAAAAGGGGGAGAAAGAGAUGAUGUAAUAUUUGCAGCGAUAAAUAACAAGAAAAUUCAUGCUUUGAGAAAUGAGUACACACAAGAAGUUAUUUAUGAGCCAUCUGCUGUUCUCUCAUGUGGAAUGGCAAAAAGCCUUUUUUCCCUAUCGUCCUUUGACAAUUUUGUGUAGUUUCUUAAAAUACUUACAAAUGAUACUUGGAAAUAAUGUGUCUUUUUGUUGUUGCGGUAUUUUGAGGUUGUGUUGAUAUCAAAUAGAAACGAUGGGCUCUCUUGGAUUGGAUUACUCUUGUAUAAUAAAGGAACUAGAUGUGAAAGAAAAAUUUACAGCGUCACUGAUAAAACAGUUACAUAAUCCAGCAGAUGAAUUCUUCUUUAAUGUUGCUGUAUCUUCAUAUAAAAUCAUGCUUCUAGGUGUCUGAGACAUUUUUAAAGUAGUUUGUUAAAGUUCCAUUGUCUUCAGUAUGUAUUUGGAAUGUGUUUGGAUUCCAGUGUUUAAUUUUAUUGUAUGACCAUUUUAUUUUGUACUGGAUGUUUUACAAAAUACAACCCAUUUUUCAUUUAGCUGAGUAUAUGUUGCAAUGUUUGGAAAUCUGUAUUGGUUCUUUCAUCAUUCUAUAGUUAGGAAGAAUCCAUUCCAUUUUGCCCUUUAUUAAUUCUCCUCUCCCCAGUAUCCAAAAACCCAUGUAUUACUUACAUGUUUCCGAGGUGAUUUUUUUUGUACAAAUAAUCCUUUGUAGGGUCUCAAACCAAAGAUUAUUUUUUAUAAACUCAAAUAACUAUCAGUAGUUUUAAAGAUAAGCUCUGAAUACGCUGUUGAAUUCCCAUGCAUCUAUGUCUAUUUCAGAUGUGUUAAAUUGAACCAUGAAAUAGCAUACCAUGUUUCAGUUAAAAAUUAUUGAAGCACCUUGCUGGUAGUGUGAUGAAGUGAUGCAACUGAGUUAAACAAGCUACCAUCUCCCAAUUUUCCUCUCACUGCAAGUCACUUCUGCAAAUCCCAAGCAUGCUUGGAGGUUCUCUGAUUUUCUCCCUUGCACAAGUUUCCUUAUGUUCACAUGGUAUUGAAUGACAGUCGUUAUGUGAAAAAGCCCAUUGAGUGGCUUUAUGUUAUGUUUCUGUAAUUACAUAAUGGUAAGUUGCUGAGUGUUGGGUGUCAAACAAAAAUAUUGUUUCUUAAAAAGAUGAAAAAUUACUGUGAUGUUUGAAAUAAAAUGGAGUUCCAACUGAAA
Messenger RNA from Varanus komodoensis (Komodo dragon), 8387 nucleotides. It is a transcript of the gene PSPC1, whose product is annotated as paraspeckle component 1. The transcript is spliced from 9 exons. Lineage: Eukaryota; Metazoa; Chordata; Lepidosauria; Squamata; Varanidae. The record is from RefSeq and is a predicted model, not a curated record. Gene Ontology annotation, cellular component: nucleus. Bases 112 to 1695 code for a protein of 527 amino acids. Gene Ontology annotation, molecular function: RNA binding. Gene Ontology annotation, biological process: regulation of DNA-templated transcription.